Molecule: messenger RNA, 2771 nt
Organism: Zingiber officinale
Lineage: Eukaryota; Viridiplantae; Streptophyta; Magnoliopsida; Zingiberales; Zingiberaceae
Product: proline-rich receptor-like protein kinase PERK9
Exons: 9
Coding region: 572-2491 (639 amino acids)
Biological process (GO): protein phosphorylation
Molecular function (GO): protein kinase activity; ATP binding
Source: RefSeq, a predicted model, not a curated record
CCUGUACCGAGGGAAUAAUACAAUACAAGAGCUACGUAAGUAGUUUAAGUUGGUGGCGUUGACGAGCUUACGAGAUCGCUGGAGUUGCCGUCACGUCUGAGCCGAGGAGGCGAGGUCUUUGCCUGUCGACAGCUAUAACUUCUAUUUUCAAAUCUUACUUGAAAUUCGCUUCUCAGGACGUGCGGAAGUCGCCCUGGAUUUGUUCCUCCUAAUCGUUAAUUUGCAUUUCCCCAUCCACCAUCUUGAUCAAAAUCUGAAUUUUAUGAAGCUCUGCCCUGCUCAUUUUGAUCAACAUUUGCAUGGGGAAAUUCUGUAAAAGGUGGGAUCUUGCAUCUUUUUUUUUGCUCCAAGAAAGUUCAGAUCUUUUGGAUGAAUAUGAAUGGCUUGCUUAGAUUGUGCUAAGUCUGCGACCGCUAGGGAGUUCGUGUUCUUGAAAUUUGCUGUUUUCGGCAUUGCAAUCUUCGUGUUUAAUUGAUUGGGAAGGAAUACCAGUCGAAGAGAUUUCCAUCAUUGACCAUGAACUCUACUACGGAAUCGUAGUAAGAGUUGUUUCUCUGGAAAAAAACUAGUAAUGGCUUCCCCUCCAUCGGCUGACUCGCCUCCAUCACCGCCGCCACUUUCUUCUCUCUCCCCUCCUCCGGCGUCUGACUCACCGCCCCCUCCUCCUACCGCCCCUCCUCCUUCUCCUCCCGCCCCUCCUCCUUCAGCUCCCGCUCCACCGCCAGCUUCAUCACCUCCCCCAUUACCACCGCCACCACUUCCCCCUCCUGUUGCCCUUACUCCUCCGCCUGAUGUUACUCCUCCUCCACCGCCGCCGCUGGUCUCUCCACCGCCGUCGCUUUCUCCUCCCCCUCCAGACGUGACGCCUCCUCCCCCACCUCCUUCUGCCUCUACCCCUCCCCUUCCUGAUCCACCGCCACCGCCUUCCGCAACGCCUCCUUCUAACACACCGCCGCCGCCGCCACCUGCCACGCCAGCUACGACUUCUCCGCCUCCACCGUCGCUGGCCGCACCUCCAUCUGACAACUCUACAGGCAUAACACCUCCUGCCCCUCCAAACCCCCCUUCUGCGCUCCCAUCUCCCUCCACACCCCAAAUUCUACCGACUCCGAUCAGUCCAAGCUCCAACAAUUCAGGAACUCCUAGUUCGCCCAUAGAGCGCAACAGUAGUCCAUCUCCUGGCGGCGUGAAUUCAGGAACUGCUGCUGGUAUUGCUAUUGUAACUGUGGCGGUGCUGCUCAGUUUUGUCGUCGUCGUCUUAUGGAUGGCAAGAAGGCGUAAGAAGCCGGCUCUCAACUAUGAAACAGGGUUCGCCAACCCAUCACCAUACCAAUCAUCAAUAAUGUCAGAUUCUGCUUAUUCAAGAUCUCCAUCUGCUCCUCUUGUAUCCAACUCCCACCAUAAGUCUGCAAGCGUUGUAUCGGAGUCAAUAGGCGGCGCAAUGGCUGGCUCGACAUCGUGGUUCUCUUACGAAGAGUUAUACGAGAUCACUGACGGCUUCUCGCCUCAAAAUGUUCUUGGGGAAGGAGGUUUCGGUUGUGUCUACAAAGGUUGCUUGUCCGAUGGAAGAGAAGUAGCUGUGAAGCAAUUGAAAGUUGGCAGUGGGCAGGGAGAGCGUGAGUUCAAAGCUGAAGUUGAAAUAAUUAGCCGUGUGCACCAUAGGCAUUUGGUUUCACUUGUUGGUUACUGCAUAUCGGAUAACCAAAGAUUACUCGUUUACGAUUACGUGCCUAAUGGAACGCUCGAGUCUCAUCUACAUGGGAAGGGACAGCUAGUUAUGGAGUGGACGACUAGGGUUAAAGUUGCAGCUGGCUCGGCUCGUGGCUUAGCGUACCUGCAUGAAGAUUGUCAUCCAAGAAUUAUUCAUAGAGAUAUAAAGACUUCAAACAUUCUACUGGAUAACAACUUUGAAGCACAGGUUUCUGAUUUCGGGCUCGCAAGGUUAGCUAUGGAUGCCUGUACACAUGUUACUACGCGUGUAAUGGGAACUUUUGGAUAUUUGGCCCCAGAAUAUGCAUCGAGUGGUAAGUUGACUGAGAAAUCCGAUGUAUUUUCGUUCGGCGUUGUGCUUUUGGAACUAAUAACUGGAAAGAAGCCUGUUGAUGGCACUCGCCCUUUAGGUGAUGAAAGUCUUGUUGAGUGGGCACGGCCGUUGCUUGCCCAUGCAAUUGAAACCGGAGAUUUCGGAGAAUUGCCUGACCCCAGGCUUGGAAAUAACUACAAUGAAACUGAAAUGUUCCGUAUGGUUGAAGCAGCUGCAGCAUGCACACGCCAUUCUGCUUCAAUGAGGCCUCGUAUGGGAAAGGUGGUGCGAGUUCUCGAUAGCUUAGCAGACAUCGACCUCACCAACGGCGUCAAACCAGGCCAAAGUGAAAUGUUCAAUGUGGCACAAACCGCCGAUAUCAGACUAUUUCAGAAGUUGGCAUUUGGAAGCCAAGAAUUUAGUGCCGAAUACAGCCAGUCAAAUUGGAGUCGCCAGUCAGAGCUGUGAUCAGGAUAAGUUUGUUGGUCUUGGAACUGUUUCUACCUCUCUGCUGGCACAUUGCACUAGCCACUACUUGCCUACUCUUCCUUCUUUUUUUCAGAAACGUUGUUGGAGCCUUUAGGUUCCUAUUACUCUGUUGAUCCUUAUCAGGAUCAGAGAUGUAAGCUUUUGAGAGAGUUUCUCAGCUCAAGGAGGAUCUUGUAUUUGGUAUCAACAUCAUCUGCAUUGUAGAUGCAAAACUGUCACAUUGAUUUUGAUGAUAUCUAAGUCCUUAUUUUUUCAUUUC